Messenger RNA from Oreochromis niloticus (Nile tilapia), 7712 nucleotides. It is a transcript of the gene nrxn3b, whose product is annotated as neurexin 3b. The record is from RefSeq and is a predicted model, not a curated record. NCBI's taxonomy places the organism in Eukaryota, Metazoa, Chordata, Actinopteri, Cichliformes, Cichlidae.
UCGUCAGUGUGGGAGAAAUCCAGGGGCCCAUCAACAGUAGCGCUGAGUGAAGCAGAGCUGAGAGAUGCGCGUUCACUGAGCCGGAGGAAGGAGCACGGCUGCCUUUUCCUCCACCGCGCCUCACUACACUAUACUAUAAUAACCGCCUCAUCACCACCAUCAGCAUCCCACCGCCCCCGGCACACUCUGGUCAAGAAAGGAUCCGGUUUGUGGAUGGAAUUUUGCUCUGGAUUACUAUAAUUUGCGGUAUUUACGCACGGGGCUUUUGUCCGUCCGGAGUCUCUGCGUGAAAAAAAGUUUAAACCAUGGGGCGUGGAACCGGACCAACGAUGACCGUUCUGUGCUUCAACCCAGGAAACCGCCUUAAAGAAAAAUCACAAGACACAGCUCUGAAUCACUGACAAAACACGCUACGGCUCACCUUUACCAUAGCGAUUUUACGCGUUUAUGUGGAAAUUGAAUUUUUUUUCCUUUCCUUUUUCGCACAACUCUCCAUAGAUUUGGCAGUUGAGAUAAGAUCCUUUAUCUGCGUUAGAUCUGCCUCUCAGAUAAAAAAGGAUAUUGCGCUGUCUGCCUGACUAAGAUUAUCUAUGUGGAAUAUAACAUUCAGCAGAAAAAGCCCGGAACUAAACCAUAAUCAGAUGUUCAUAUCACUUUGAGGAUCUGUCCCCAGUUCUCACCCUCUUCUGAGCUCCCUGUUAUUCUCUACCAUGAAUCCAAACAGCCUACCUGGAUGUUUCCUUAUGCUGCUAAGUACCAUGCUGGGCCUAAGCACAGGCCUGGAGUUUACAGGCUCUGAAGGUCAGUGGGCUCGCUACCUGCGCUGGGAUGCCAGCACCAGAAGCGACCUGACGUUUCAGUUCAAGACUUCAGAACCAGAGGGCCUGAUGCUCUACUUUGAUGAUGGUGGAUAUUGUGACUUUCUGCUUCUCGCUGUAUCUGAGGGUAAGCUGCAGCUUCGCGUCAGUAUUGACUGUGCCGAGACCACCAUCACCUCAGAUAAAAUGGUUAACGACAGCCGCUGGCACUUUGCAGCAGUCAACAGGCACAAUUUGCGGACUGGCUUGGCCUUGGAUGGCCAAACCAAGACGGAAGAGGUGCGGCCUCAGCGGCAGUUCAUGAAUAUUGUCAGUGACCUCUUUCUUGGAGGCCUCCCAGGGGACAUCCGCACAUCUGCCAUCACCCUGCCCUCCGUCCGCGAGCUAGCUCCAUUCAAAGGAAUUAUCACAGACUUCAGUUAUGGGAGUAAGCUGCCCACGCUUAUCAAUAGUCAGAAAGUCCGCUUGGAGAUGAUGGGCCUGUGCACAGAGAACCCCUGUGAGAAUGGUGGGAUCUGCUCACUGGCAGAUGGAGAACCCUACUGUGACUGCUCCAGAACUGGAUAUGUAGGUCGAUACUGCACUGAAGCAGUCCUGAGAAAACCAGGCCUCGCACACCUGAAGGCAGAGCAAGGUAGAAGCAAAGCGAGGGAGGAGAACGUGGCCACCUUCCGCGGCUCGGAGUACUUCUGCUAUGACCUGUCACAGAACCCCAUCCAGAGCAGCAGCGACGAGAUCACGCUGUCCUUCAAGACCUGGCAACGCAACGGCCUCCUCCUGCACACGGGGAAAUCCGCAGAUUAUGUCAACCUGGCACUGAAAGACGGGGCAGUCUCGCUCGUCAUCAAUCUGGGUUCUGGCGCUUUCGAGGCCAUCGUCGAGCCGGUCAAUGGAAAAUUCAAUGAUAACAGCUGGCACGACAUCAAAGUGACACGCAACCUGAGACAGCAAUCAGGCAUUGGACACGCUAUGGUAAACAAACUACAUUGUCUGGUCACAAUCUCCGUCGACGGGAUCCUCACCACCACUGGCUACACCCAGGAAGACUACACCAUGCUGGGAUCUGAUGAUUUUUUCUACGUGGGUGGGAGCCCCAGCACUGCAGACCUGCCUGGAUCUCCAGUUAGCAACAAUUUCAUGGGCUGUCUGAAAGAGGUGGUGUACAAGAACAACGAUAUCCGCCUGGAGCUCUCCCGCCUUGCCCGCAUUGUCGACCCCAAGAUGAAGCUCCAGGGCGACGUGGUCUUCAAGUGCGAAAACGUUCCCACCCUCGACCCCAUCAACUUCGAGACCCCCGAAUCCUACCUGGCCUUGCCAAAAUGGAACACCAAGCGCGUGGGCUCCAUCUCCUUUGACUUCCGCACCUCUGAACCCAACGGGCUGAUCCUCUUCACCCACGGUAAGCCUCAGGACAGGAGGGACGCGAAGGGCCAGAAGAACAACAAGGUGGACUUCUUUGCAGUGGAGUUGCUGGAUGGAGGGCUCUACUUGCUGCUAGACAUGGGCUCCGGAACUAUCAAGGUCAAAGCAACGCAGGCUAAGGUCAAUGACGGCUCCUGGCACCAUGUGGAUAUCCAGAGAGAUGGUCGCUCAGGCAUCAUCUCAGUAAACAGCCGUCGGACCCCUUUCACAGCCAGCGGGGAAAAUGAGAUCCUGGACCUGGAGGGGGACCUUUAUCUGGGCGGUCUGCCUGACAACCGAGUGGGCUUGGUGCUCCCGACUGAGCUCUGGACAGCUAUGCUCAACUACGGCUACGUGGGCUGUGUUCGGGAUCUGUUCAUCGAUGGCCGCAGCAAGGACAUCCGGCAGAUAGCUCAGUCACAGAACAUGACGGGCAUCAAGUCUUCGUGUAGUAAGGUGACGGGGAAACAGUGCGACAGCAACCCCUGCAAGAACAACGGGGUCUGUAAGGAGGGCUGGAACCGCUUCAUUUGUGACUGUACCGGGACCGGCUUUUGGGACAGUACCUGCGAGAGAGAGGCAUCGAUAUUGUCUUAUGACGGGAGCAUGUAUAUGAAGGUGGUGAUACCUAACAUCAUGCACACUGAGGCUGAAGACGUCUCCCUCCGCUUCAUGUCCCAGCGAGCGUUCGGCCUGCUCAUGGCCGCCACGUCUCGUGAUUCUGCAGACACACUGCGGCUCGAGUUGGACAGCGGAAGGGUCAAGCUGACGGUCAACCUAGACUGUGUCAGGAUAAACUGUAACACCAGCAAGGGCCCUGAGGUUCUUUAUGCUGGACAAAAGCUCAACGACAAUGAGUGGCACUCAGUGCGAGUGGUCCGCCGCGGUAAAAACUUCAAACUCACUGUGGAUGACGACAUGGCGGAAGGUCAGAUGGCGGGUGAUCACACUCGUCUAGAGUUCAACAACGUGGAGACGGGAAUCUUGACUGAGAGACGCUUUGUUUCAUCUGCUCCUUCACCAUUUAUUGGUCAUCUGCAGAGCCUAAAGUUCAACGGUAUGCAGUACAUUGAUAUGUGCAAGAAUGGCGACAUCGACUUCUGUGAACUCAACGCUCGCUUCGGCAUGCGUUUCAUCAUUGCCGACCCCGUGACUUUCAAGACUAAAGGCAGCUACCUGGGCUUGGCCACACUUCAGGCAUAUACCACAAUGCACCUCUUCUUUCAGUUCAAAACCACCUCACCUGACGGUUUCAUCAUCUUCAACAGCGGAGAUGGGAACGACUUUAUUGCCGUUGAGCUGGUUAAAGGAUUUAUUCACUAUGUCUUCGACCUGGGAAAUGGGCCCAGUCUGCUGAAAGGAAACAGUGACAACCCACUGAAUGAUAACCAGUGGCACAAUGUGGUCAUUACCCGAGACGCUUCCAACACACACACACUCAAGGUGGACGCAAAGUCAGUCACCCAGAAUGUCAACGGAGCCAAGAAUCUGGACCUGAAAGGCGACCUGUUCAUUGGAGGUUUGGGACCUAACAUGUAUCAGAAUCUCCCCAAGCUGGUGGUUUCUCGGGAGGGCUUCCAGGGAUGCCUGGCCUCGGUUGACCUCAACGGCCGUCUGCCAGACCUCAUCAGCGACGCCCUUUUCCGCAGCGGGCAGAUCGAGCGCGGCUGUGAAGGCCCCAGCACCACCUGCCAGGAGGACUCAUGCGCCAACAUGGGCGUGUGCAUCCAGCAUUGGGAGAACUUCACCUGUGACUGCUCGUUGACGUCCUACUCGGGGACCUACUGCAACGACCCUGGCACGACCUACAUCUUUGGCAAAGGAGGGGGUCUGAUCACAUACACGUGGCCCAAUAACGAGAGGCCAAGCACCCGGACGGACCGGCUAGCCGUAGGCUUCAGCACUACCAUAAAAGAUGGCAUCCUGGUCCGCAUCGACAGCGCCCCACGUCUGGGUGACUACAUCAUGCUCCACAUUGAACAAGGCAAAAUAGGUGUGACAUUCAACAUCGGAACGGUGGACAUCAGCGUUAAGGAGGUAAACACGCCGAUAAACGAUGGCAAAUACCAUUUGGUCCGAUUCACCAGGAACGGGGGCAAUGCAACCUUGCAGGUGGACAACUGGCCGGUCAAUGAGCACUUUCCCACAGGCCGGCAGUUGACGAUCUUCAACACCCAGGCCACUAUCUCGAUCGGAGGAAACGACCGGAAGCGGCCCUACCAGGGCCAGCUCUCCGGCCUCUAUUACAAUGGCCUCAAAGUCCUCAACAUGGCCGCCGAGGGCCACGCUAACAUCAAGGUGAACGGCAGCGUGCGGCUGGUGGGCGACGUCCCCACUAGCCGGGGAGCGGCACGCACCACCACCUCGGUACCGCCAGAGAUGUCCACCACCUUUAUAGAGACUACCACCACCUUGUCUACCACAACCACCCGCAAACAGCGCUCACCACCCACUAUCCAGACGACAGAUGACAUUGUUUCGUCAGCAGAGUGCUCCAGCGACGACGAGGACCUGGAAGAGUGCGACUCCGGACAUGCAGGAGGGGAGCUAGUUAUCCCCGUGCUAGUCGAGGACCCCAUAGACAUCCCUUCUGUAUCCACCCGUUCUCCCUUCAUCCCCCUCCCCCCAACCCUCCGCCCUGUCCUCACCAUUAUUGAGACCACCAAAGAAUCCUUGGCCAUGGCCACUGAGGCGGGGGUACCUUGCUUGUCGGACCGAGGCAGCGAUGAUUGUGAUGAUGGUGAUGGUGGUGAUGAUGAUGAUGAUGAUGAUGAUGGCAUGGUGAUUUCGGGGUUUGGCUCUGGCGAAGCUUUCGACUCUAGCCUGCCCCCGACUGACGAUGAAGAUUUUUACACCACCUUCUCCCUGGUAACAGAUAAGAUCUUGACCACAUCGGCCUAUGAAGGCGGCUACAAAGCCCUCGCGCCCAAGUGGGAGGCCAAGGACUUGAGGCCUAGCAAAGCCUCUGAGGCAGGUAGGACUACACCCACCUCGCCUCUGCCCGACCUCCGGGGCACGCCGCCGGCGGCGCCCUCGGACACGCCACCCAAGCUGCCUGCCGGGAAAAUGAACAACCGCGAGGUAAAACCCCCGCAGCCGGACAUGGUCCUGGUGUCACUGCCCACGUCCUUCGAUCUGGACGGCACCAAGCCACGAGGCCCCUUCAUCACCUCGCCCAUGCUGCGCACGGUGCCUGCCGCCCUGCCCACGGUGCCCGGCGUGCAGCGGGUGCCCCCGGGGGCCUCGGAGGUGGUCCGGGAAUCCAGCAGUACCACGGGCAUGGUGGUGGGCAUUGUCUCAGCCGCCGCCCUCUGCAUCCUCAUUCUCCUCUACGCCAUGUACAAGUACAGGAACAGGGAGGAGGGUUCCUACCAGGUGGACGAAACACGCAACUACAUCAGCAACUCGGCGCAAACCAACGGCGCUGUGGUGAAGGAUAAAGCACCCAGUGGCAGCGCCAAAGGCAGCGCCAGUAGCAAGAGACCGAAAGACAAGGACAAGGAAUAUUAUGUAUAGAAAUCCAGUCAUUUCCCCACCCAUAAAGCUACAAACUGUUUGGAACAAAGUUAAGAACAUUUUGACAGUACCAUAUUGGCAACUGUGAUUUAAAAAGAAUCAAAUCUCUUUAGAACUCGAGACUUACUGAGUCGCAGAAACAUUUACAAAAAAGAACUUUGGCUUAUGGAAGCACACUUACUAUUGUAAGCAUUACAGAGAGACAAUGCAGUAACAGCUGCACCGGGACUCAGCGUGGACACUUUUAAGGAGUCCCUACUGGAGACAUCCGGCAGUGUGAAUAACAUCACUUUAACACCCACACGACCCCAAGUGACUGUCUAAGAGGUGUGUGAUCCUUGGAGUUCUGACGACCUUGUCCAUUGUAACCCUGUAAAAUACGAUCACUGUCAUUUCGGCCAUUCUGAGCAUGCAUGUGAGGUGUAUGUGACGUGGUGCUGGCAUCUUGUGUAAGUGAGGGACCUCAAGAAACAAUGAUUGUUGGGGAAAGUUGGAAGUCAAACCCUGAUUUCGCGUUACAAAGCGGUUUCAUUAAAUGUAGCUUUCAUGGAUGCGAUAUGAGGUAACGUAUACGUGUUUCUUGUUUUUCUUUUAUUAUUUUUUAUUUAUUCAAUCAAUCAGUAGUUUAUUUAUUUAUAUAUUGAAUUUCACUUUUUUUGUUUUCUUUAGUUUGUUUUUCUAAGGAUGAUGGCCGGUCAGGGUUGACUAGGCAGAGCUCAGCAGGAUGUAAUACAGUAAUGUAUUUCAAUAUUUUUCUCCCCCGCCCUCACGUCUCAGUUAAGGAUUGGACUGCUCUGCAGGGCAUCCAAAUUCUAGACGGCGUUCAAGCGUGCAAGAGUGGAUCCACCAGGCAAACUGUACAAUGUUAUUUCUCAGAGUUUCAAAUGUCUGAUAGCAUUUGUCUUCUUUUCCCUUUUCAUUUGAUUUCUUUUUAUUUUUUGGUCGUUCCUCUGUUUCCUUUUACCGAUAUGACGCCGUGGCAAAAAUGCAUUACCAUAAAAUGUGUCUGAUGAAGAUGUAAUUGUCACAAUCUUAACGAAGAAAAAGCAAACAAACACAGGCUGAAGAUUUACUCCGGUGUGAUUCUAUCUGUUGUCACAGACGACUGUGUCAAAAACAUGUUUACAUAUUUUAUUACAUCUAGCCGUCGUGCUUUGCAGGUCAAAUGUUGUACAGAAGAUUCCAGUUCCUGUUGAGUUAUUUUUUAUCCUCUUCUUGUAUAGAUGGACCGUUUGAUUUGAUUUUUCUGCUGUAGCAACAUGACUGGAAAAAGGAAAACAAAAAAAAGAAAAGAAACAUUUUUAUUCUUUUGCCUGGAGAUGAGAAAGUGAUGUGCACAGGAACAUUUGUUUAGGCAGGGAACAAAUGCAGUUAGACGACAAGUCUGGUCUCCCUGGAUGGUGUUUGUCUUCAGUCGCAUGAAUAUUUGACCACCGGAAGCCGUCAGUCGGAUAAAAGACGCCUCCCUCAGAUCUUGUCUUAGGGACUCCUCCUUAUUCUGAAGUUGCUUUCAUCAUGUUAUUUAUUUAUUUUUUUAUUGGAAAUUCAAAAAAAAUGAAACGAGAAUAAAGACAGAUUAUGAUGGAUUUGGAGAUCUAUUGCUAGAACCUUACUGGCUUACGGAUGUUUUUUAUUUAGUUCCUUUUUUCUGUCUUUUUUUUUUUUACUGUAUCGUCUUGUCUGAUCAGCUCAUCACUUUUUUUGCAUUCGAUUUUUUUUCUGUCCUUGUAUAGCUAAUUUCAUGUCUCAUUUAUACGACAUUAUCUUCCGACAAUAUGUCGGGUUUUUCUUUUUUAAUGUCAUUUAUUUAUUGCUGAAAUUAUUUGUCCUCUUCUGUUUUCAUGCAAAUCAGUCGGUGUGUAUGUUCACUUUGAUUUUUUGUGUUGGUACUUGGCUUUUUCAGCCAGUUUAAUUAUCGUCUUCUGCUUCUCCUUUUUGACUCCAAACAAUUCCCAGAAAUAAAAAAGGAAAAAAGUU